This is a messenger RNA of Oppiella nova, 267 nucleotides long. NCBI's taxonomy places the organism in Eukaryota, Metazoa, Arthropoda, Arachnida, Sarcoptiformes, Oppiidae. The record is from the annotation of a GenBank genome assembly.
AAAGUGAUUGAAAUUUGAUUUUCAAAACAUGUUUUGAUUUUUGAAAACCAUUUCUUUCAUACAAUCAACACAUUUGUGUCCAUAAAGUGACCAAAACUGAUGGCUAAACGUUACUUCGAUAACUCAUCCAAAAUCAAACCGGGAGUCAUCAGCGAAGAGCUCCGGGAGGCUGCGGGCAUACACCGCGACAAACUGCCCAUUUGGAUAUACCGGAUGCGAGUGUUAGGCUACCCGCCCGGGUAUCUAAAGCAGGCACAGGUGAGCACA